UAGGCCUACUAUUGGCUCAUUAUAUCUCACGCGAGACUCACUCGACGUCAGCGUUAGUGUUGAAUCACAUGUGAUAUGAAUGCAGAUCUGACUGUAUAUCAGGUGAUACUGUCUUUCAAAUGCAUUGCCUGUCAGUCUGUAAGCCGAGUAGUACUGCCUAUGAAUACUAGAGCCCAGUCUGAAACCUCAUCCUCUGUCAGCCCUCGAGAGCCAAACAUUUGAUCAUAACGUAUGACAGAAGACUAUCCACUUAUUAACCAAACUUUGAUUUCAAUUUGUUUUCAUUCAAUGACAACAUCUUUCCGAUAAUUUUGUUAUCAUUUAUAUAUCAUAUAUAAGACUCAAACACUUCUCACUUCAAACCAUCACUUGUUGUCCACUCUUUCUUCAGUCGACUCCACACCGGCUUAAGGACUCAAUUGAAGACAACAUAACUCAUUAAAACAGUUAUUCAAUUAUUUAUUUAAUUAAGUCUCUACUUAAAUAUUGUUUCAAUUUAUUUGUGUUUAAAUUUUUGAACAACUAUUAAAAUCAACAAAUUUGAGACAAUGGCUAUCGAUUACGAGUUGGGUUCUGGAGAUAACUAUCAGAUGCCAGAGUGGGAGAUGAAUGACGAUAUAGUGAUUAGUGGUGUCGCCGGACGUUAUCCUGAAUCUGAUAAUAUUGACGAACUUAGAGACAACUUAUAUAAUGGCGUUGAUAUGAUUACGGAAGACGAUCGCCGUUGGCCUUCAGGUCUCUAUGGACUUCCGACAAGAUGUGGUAAAAUAAAAGAUUUGAGUAAAUUUGACGCACAGUUCUUCGGUGUUCACGGAAAACAAGCAAAUCUAAUGGAUCCUCAGGCGAGACUUCUUUUGGAACUUACAUAUGAGGCCAUAGUUGACGCCGGUAUAAACCCACAGACUCUGAGAGGCAGUCGCACCGGUGUUUAUGUGGGCGCCUGUGUUUCAGAAGUAGAAGAAGGAUUAUCUAUGGAUAUAUCGAAAGUUUCUGGAUAUGCUCUGACCGGAUGCAGUCGAGCUAUGUUUGCUAACCGUAUUUCAUAUACGUUUGAUUUUCAAGGACCCAGUUAUUCAAUGGACACCGCCUGCUCUUCCAGUGCUUUAGCCAUUAAUCAGGCCUUACUUGGUCUCCGAACCGGUCAAUGCGAUGCCGCUAUUGUUGGCGGUGUCAACGUCUGUUUGCGACCGGUAUCUGCACUACAGUUUCACAAACUUAAUAUGUUAGCUGUUGACGGAAAGUGUAAAUUUCUCGAUGAAAGUGGCAAUGGAUAUGUCAGAUCCGAGACCUGUUCCAUAAUAUUGUUACAAAAAAAGAGUGAAGCAAAACGUUUAUACGCAACAGUAAUUCACGCGAAGACCAAUACUGAUGGAUAUAAAGACGAAGGCAUCACUUUUCCUUCAUCUAUAUCUCAAGCGUCACUUAUGCACCAAACACUUAAAGAGGCGAAUAUAGAUCCAAAUGAUAUUAAAUAUAUUGAAGCUCACGGAACUGGAACUCCUGCUGGUGAUCCAUCGGAGACAAAUGCCAUUGCCAAAGUUUUCUGUCAAAACCGAAAAGAGCCGCUUUUGAUUGGUGGCGUUAAAUCCAAUUUAGGACAUUCAGAACCUGCUUCUGGUUUGAACUCUUUGGCCAAAGUAUUGAUCACUUUCGAGAACAAAUGCAUUCCUGGAAAUCUCCACUUCAAUACACCCAACCCUAACAUUCCAGCUUUAAUUAAUGGUCAAGUGGUUCCAAUAACAAAGAACACACCAUUUGUUGACAGUGUAGUUCCCAUCAAUUCGUUUGGAUUUGGAGGAGUAAACGUCCAUAUUUUGCUUAAACCGCAUCAAAAAGAGUUGACAUCAGAGAGCUAUAAGAUAAUUGAAAACAUUCCGCGUUUGAUCCCAGUUUGUGGUCGAACUGAGGAAAGCGUUAACAAUAUAUUCGACUUUUUAGAACAAAAUCCUAAACGAGUCACUCGAGAACUGUUGUCUCUCUUGUUUGAUAUCUCGCAGACCACUGAAUCUUCAGGUAUGAAUCAUCGCGGAUAUCUUUUGGCCAAAAACAAUGAAGAAGAAGAUACCAUUUCAUUUACUCGAGAAGUGUCUCGAAUCCAAGACAAGAGACCCCUUUGGUUCGUGUUUUCAGGAAUGGGAAGCCAAUGGACAGCUAUGGCUAAGGGAAUGAUGACUUUGGAUGUAUUCAACAAAUCAAUUCAAAAAUCUGUUCAAAUAUUAAAACCAUUGGGCAUUGAUUUGCUUAAUCUGAUUCUUAGCGACGAUGACUCAGCACUUGAGACAACUGUUGCUCCGUUUGUGGCCAUCGCUGCCGUACAGAUAGCUUUGACUGAUUUGCUUAAAGAACUGGAGAUUGAACCCGACGGCAUAGUUGGCCAUUCUGUUGGAGAGUUAGGUUGCGCUUAUGGUGAUGGUGUUUUUACCCAUGAACAAAUGUUAUUGGCUGCUUACUGGAGAGGAAAGUGUGUAGAAGACGCCAAACUACCUAAAGGUUUGAUGGCUGCGGUCGGUCUGACGUGGGAAGAGGCUAAGAGACGUUGUCCUAAAGGCGUUGUUCCCGCCUGUCAUAACUCGGAAGACUCGGUAACUAUCUCUGGUUCAUAUCAAGAGACGCAUAAAUUUUUGGAAGAACUCAGAGCUGAAAAUAUCUUUGCUCGCGAAGUAAAGAGUUCGGGCGUCGCUUUUCAUAGUUAUUUCAUGGAAGCCAUUGCACCGACACUUCUUGAUAAACUCAAGAAAGUUAUUACAGAUCCAAAAGUUCGAAGUCCCCGAUGGCUCAGUUCAUCUGUUCCUGAAAGUCGUUGGGGAGAGGAUUUGGCCAAAUAUUCUGCACCGGCUUAUUAUGUAAACAACUUGACAUCACCGGUGCUGUUCCACGAAGCCAUUCAAUUGGUUCCUAAAAACGCAAUUGUUAUCGAAAUAGCUCCCCAUUGUUUGCUUCAGGCGAUACUUAAGCGAAGUCUUGGGUCAGACAUUGCAUACGUUGGUCUAAUGAAACGUAAUAACAAUGCAGGAAAUCUCGAUAUGGUUUUGUCGGCCAUCGGAAAACUUUACGAAUUAGGAUUAAAUCCCAGAGUUGACAAACUUUAUACUAAAGUGCAAUAUCCAGUCGCUCGCGGAACCCAAUCAAUAAGUCCAUUGAUUGGUUGGGACCACUCGCAGGACUGGUUGGUCACUCUUUAUCCCGAAUAUUUCAAUCCCAGCAGUUCUUCUGAUUAUACGGUUAAAGUGGAUCUCCAAGAAAAGGGCGACGAAUAUUAUUCAGGUCAUUGUAUUGAUGGACGCGUUUUAUUCCCGGCCACCGGUUAUCUGAUGCUUGCGUGGCAAAUGUUGGCCAAACAAAAGGGUCAAUAUUGGGACAAAUUGCCCGUUGAGUUUGAGAACGUGACUCUCCAUAGGGCGACAAUUCUGCCAAAACAAGGACAGACAAAGUUUGUCAUUCGAAUGAUGGAAACCAGCGGCGAAUUUUCUAUCAGUGAAGGCGGAACUAUUGCGGUUACCGGAAGAAUAUUUGUUCCCGAAGAUGUUGAUCUUAGUUUACAACAUUUACUAACAGACGGUUCAGUUCCCAAUGAGAACACAUUAAAACUUGAACCCAAAGAUAUUUACAAAGAACUCCGAAUUAGAGGCUAUGAUUACGGACCGACAUUCCAAGGAUUAGCUGAAACUACUGCUGAUGGACGCCACGGAAAGAUUAGAUAUAACGGAAGUUGGAUUGCAUUCGCUGACGCUAUGCUUCAAAUCGGUAUUAUUGGCAAAUCCACUCGUGGUCUUUAUCUACCCGUCAGAUUCCAAUCGGUUCGAUGCGAUCCCAGAGUUUUUACUGAAUCUAUUGAAUCGUCCGGUAGUGACCAACUUCUUAAUGUUGUUUGCGAUCCACGAAUCAAUGUAUGCGUUGCUAAAGGUUUGGAAAUCAGAGGCCUUAAAGUAAAUCUAGCGCCACGAAGACAGGGAGCACAGGUGCCAACUCUGGAGAAGUAUCAAUUUGUUGCAUACGAUGGCGAUAAAGCUCUCGAAGACAACGAAUUGAAAGAUUUGAAUGAAUAUAUUGAAGUUUGCACUUCACUUACACGAAAAGUUUUGGAAGCCUACGGAAAACAGACUAAAGAAAUUCAGGAAAUUCUUAACCAAUUUAAAGAAGCGAAAGACGAUAUCGUCAAAGAAUAUUUAGUUGCUCCUCAUGAAGAACACGUUUUGCUUCGUGUUCUUAAAGAUUUAAUAACAUUUGACAAGAAAGUAAGCCUUAGAGACAAUGUUUCUCAAGUUCUUAAUAAAUAUGGACCAGAGUUGUCAAAGGACACCGUCGCCAAUGUAUUCACAAAACAAAGUUUUCUUCGACCGGCUCUGGAAGUUGUUGUUGAAAACCUAACGUCACUGAAACUUAAUGUUCUCGAAGUGAAUGCCAGUCCAAUCAUAUUAAACGAACGGAUCAAUAGUUUGUUGAAUAGUUCCGGUUUUAAUUUGGCAGUGAAUUACACAUUAGCUCAUCCGUCGCCCGCAAAUCUGACAGACUUGGGUGACAUUCGUGUUGCUGAAUGGAAUGUCACCAAAUCGAAUGUUCCUCUGGAGGCAAAUACUGUGGAUCUCGUCGUCUACAAAGACAUUUACUCGUCGACCAAUACCUCAAACGGUGUCAAUAUUGAAGCACUUACUGAAUCAUUAUAUUCAGUGACCAAAGAAAAUGGAUUUGUGAUCGCUUUAUUACGAACCAACUUCACACCCGCUGAAAGAUUCUUCUAUAAAGUUGUCGACCAAACUGUGCCCAACACUAAAGCCAAUGAAUUCAUUUCAAAGGCCGAAAAAGUUGGAUUUACUGUUGUUUCCAAUCAAAACGAUUCAUUGACCUCAUCAGUGGUACUAUUGAGAAAAAUAACCAAAAAACAACCCUCUGAUCAAAGUAUUAUAAACGUAACGACAACUAAAUAUGACACUUGGGUUGAGACACUUAAGUCGAAAAUCGAAGAACACCAGAACAAACAAAAUGGACAAAAUGUAUGGCUUGUUGCCAAUGACUCGUCCGCUAACGGAGUGGUUGGUCUCGUCAAAUGUCUGCGUCAGGAACCGGGAGGUGAUAAGAUUCGUUGUAUAUUUAAUGCCAGCAAAUCCAACAAAAACAAGACGGCUUUACCUGCCGUUGCUUUCGAUAAAUCCAUUUAUUCAGAUAUUCUUAAGAAAGAUCUCGUAAUGAAUGUCUAUAGAGACGGCAAAUUAGGAUCAUUCAGACACUUUGAUUUGAGUGAUAAUCGACAAAAUGAAUUGAUUGAUACCGAACACGCUUACCUCAAUGUUACCACAAGAGGUGAUCUGUCAAGUCUGAAGUGGUACGAAGCGCAACACAAAUAUUGGACAGCACUUCCAUCGGCACACAAGAAUCCUAAUGAAGUUCUCUGUAGUGUAUAUUACGCGCCGUUGAACUUUAGAGACAUUAUGCUGGCUACCGGUAAAUUGCCUCCCGAUGCUCUUCCAGGAGAUUUGGCUCUCCAAGACUGCAUUCUCGGUCUUGAAUUUGCUGGUCGUGACCACAAUGGCAAUCGAGUAAUGGGAAUGGUUGCCGCUAAAGGUUUGGCUACAACUGUUGUUUGCGAUGACCCCGAAUUCUUGUGGAAAAUACCCGAUAACUGGACUAUGGAAGAGGCCAGUACUGUACCCGUAGUUUACAGUACUGCUUAUUAUGCGCUUGUGGUCAGAGGUGGUCUACAAAAAGGUGAAAGUGUUUUGAUUCAUUCAGGAAGUGGUGGCGUCGGACAGGCGGCCAUUUCUAUUGCCCUCAGUAUGGGAUGCGAAGUGUACACUACUGUUGGAAGUGAAGAAAAAAGAGAAUACCUGAAGAAAGAGUUCCCACAAUUGGCUAAUAAAAACUUUGCUAAUUCUCGUGACACCAGUUUUGAACAACACAUACUCAGACAAACAGCUGGUCGAGGUGUAGAUGUUGUUCUCAAUUCAUUAUCAGAAGAGAAACUUCAGGCCAGUGUUCGAUGUCUUGCACAACACGGAAGGUUUCUAGAGAUUGGAAAAUAUGACUUAUCACAGAACAAUCCAUUGGGAAUGUCUGCAUUCCUCAAGAAUAUUGCAUUCCAUGGCAUCCUUUUGGACGCUUUGUUUGGUCCGUCUUCAACACAUUCCCCCGGAAUUCAGGGCCAAAAGCUUGCAGUGGCUAAUCUGGUUAUGAAUGGAAUUAAGAGUGGUUCGGUUCGACCUCUUAAGCGAACUAUCUUUGGUACGAAUCAGACAGAAGAAGCGUUCCGUUUUAUGGCUUCGGGUAAACACGUCGGCAAAGUUGUUCUUAAAAUUAGAGAUGAAGAAUCACAGAAAGUAGUGAAACCCAAAAAAUUAGUGGUUAAAGCCUUACCCCGUACAGCACUUCAUCCACUUAAGUCCUACAUUGUUACCGGAGGUUUAGGUGGAUUUGGGCUCGAAUUGGCCCAUUGGUUGGUUGAAAGAGGAGCUCGUAAAUUGGUUCUCACUUCUAGAAGUGGUCCAAGAGAUGCUUAUCAACAUCUUUGCAUUAAACGUCUUCGCUCUUAUGGCGCUCAUGUCAUAGUUUCGACGGCUAAUGCGUCUACAAUCGAAGGCGCGACUCAACUCAUGAAGGAAGCCAUAUCUUUAGGACCUGUCGGUGGUAUCUUUAACUUGGCUAUGGUCUUAAGUGACGCUUUUAUUGACAAACAAACUGUUGAGUCAUUCAAAACUGUGUGCGGACCUAAAGUCGACGGUACCAUGAAUUUAGAUGCAGUCUCUCGUCAAUUAUGUCCAGAAUUGGAUUACUUUGUGGCCUUCUCUUCGGUUAGUUGUGGCAGAGGUAAUGCCGGACAAAGCAACUAUGGUUUUGCAAAUUCAUCGAUGGAAAGAGUUUGUGAACAAAGAAUAUCUGAUGGUUUGCAUGGUUUGGCCAUUCAAUGGGGAGCUAUCGGAGACGUCGGUGUUGUUUCAGAGAAUAUGGGCGGUAAUGAUGUUGUCGUUGGCGGUACUCUACCACAGCGUAUGCCUUCGUGUUUAUCAGUUUUGGAUCGUUUCCUUCAUUUAGAUGAAAGUGUUUGUUGUAGUCUUGUUAAAGCUGUUCGACAGACCGACACAUCGGGUGGUAAAAAACAAGACUUAGUGAAAACAAUUGCAAACAUUCUUGGAAUUAAAGACUACCAGAACUUGAGUGCGACGACCACUUUGGCUGAAAUGGGAAUGGAUUCGCUUAUGGGAGUGGAAGUGAAACAGACAUUAGAACGAGACUAUGAUGUGAUUCUUUCGAUGCAAGAGUUGAGAUCACUCAAUGUUGGUCACCUCCAAGAAAUUAAUGGCAGUAAUAAUGAAGUAACCAAUCGUAUCAGUAAUGAAGCACCUCUUCAGCUCAAUAUCUCUAUUCCUCGAAUUGGUUUACCAACCGAAGCAAUCGUCAGAUUGAAUGACGUUAAAGAAGGAAUGCCUGUUUUCUUUUUGCCGCCACUGGAAGGUGUCUUCAAUCUGUUGGAAGUGUUAGCCAAACAAAUCAAACGACCAGUUAUUGGUCUUAAUUGGACUCUUGCCUUCAAAAAUAUGACAACAAUUGAAGAAGUAUCGGCUCAUUAUAUUGAAGCGGCUAAACGUCUAAAUGAUAGCAAUAGCUUUGAUUUGAUUGGUUACUCAUUUGGUUCACUUUUAUCAUUUGAGAUGAGUCUUCAGUUACAGCCCAAGACUAAAGUAAAUUUGAUACUUUUGGACGGAUCUCCUACUCAAUUGAUGGUCAGCACUGAACAGUUCCGAGAGAGAUAUCAGGCCAACGAUGAUAAAGUGCAGCACGUGGAGGCUUUGGUACAGUUCCUCAUGCAAUUCGUUCCAAUCAACUAUCAAAAGAUCAGAUCAGAAUUGUCAGCCAUUGCUGAGGAUGAUCUCCGCGUCCAGAAAGCGGCCGAGAUUUUUGUAGAGAACGGCGGACCCAAGUCUGACCCGAAGGACAUCGCAUUGGCUGCCGAAGCAUUUUUCCGUAAAGUGAAAAUGAUGCACAACUAUAGAUUCAACAAGAAGUUUGACGGAGACAUCCUUCUUAUUAGAGCUGAAGAAUUGAUUGUCAAAAGCGAAGACAUUCAUUUGCCACACGAUUACGGCGUUUCUGAGUCGAUUACCGGCAAAUGCGAGACCCAUGUUAUGCCCGGAAAUCACAAAACAUUUUUGUUAAACAAUUUGGAGAAAGUGUCUCAACUGAUCAAUGAUCGACUUUAAAGAUUUAUUAAUGACUAUAAUCUCAUAUAUUUUCUACUUUUUUUAAUUUCGAUAUUUUAUUUUUAAUAUAAAUUAUGUUAUUAAAUAUAUAA
Messenger RNA from Oppia nitens, 8281 nucleotides. RefSeq names its product fatty acid synthase-like. Gene Ontology annotation, molecular function: 3-oxoacyl-[acyl-carrier-protein] synthase activity; phosphopantetheine binding; fatty acid synthase activity. Gene Ontology annotation, biological process: fatty acid biosynthetic process. Lineage: Eukaryota; Metazoa; Arthropoda; Arachnida; Sarcoptiformes; Oppiidae. The record is from RefSeq and is a predicted model, not a curated record. Bases 549 to 8189 code for a protein of 2546 amino acids. The transcript has 6 exons.